AUGUCGUCCGGUAACAUCAAGAUCCUCUCUGGUCAGGAGAACCACACACUGGCCAAGCGCAUCUCUGAUAAGCUGGGUCUUCCCCUCGAGCCCUGCCAUGUUGCCAAGUUUGCCAACCAAGAGACUGCGGUCGAGAUUGGUGUGAGCGUCCGUGGCGAGGAUGUCUUCAUUGUCGGCUGCGGCUCGGGCGAAGUCAACGAUAACCUGAUGGAGAUGCUUAUCAUGAUCAAUGCCUGCAAGUAUGCUUCGGCCCAGCGCAUCACCGCCAUCCUGCCCAUCUACCCCUAUGCCCGUCAGGACAAGAAGGACAAGAGCCGUGCGCCCAUCACGGCCAAGCUUGUCGCCAACAUGUUGACCGUGGCUGGUGCUGACCACAUCAUCACCAUGGACCUUCACGCCUCGCAAAUUCAGGGCUUUUUCGACGUGCCCGUGGACAACUUGUACGCUGAGCCCGCCAUUAUCCAGUAUAUCAUGGAAAACUUUCCCAACUUGGCCGAUACCGUCGUGGUCUCCCCCGAUGCCGGAGGUGCCAAGCGUGUGACCUCCAUUGCCGAGCAACUGGGCGCCGCCUUUGCCCUCAUUCACAAGGAGCGCAAGAAAGCCAACGAGGUGGCUAGCAUGACUCUCGUCGGCCAUGUUGCCGGCAAGCGUGCGAUCCUGGUCGACGACAUUGCCGAUACCUGCGGCACCCUGUGCAUGGCCGCGCAAAAGCUGGCUGACCAGGGCGCUGAAGACGUUACUGCCAUCGUGACCCACGGUCUCUUCUCCCGUGAUGCCAUUAAGAAGUUGAACGACACCCCGGCUCUCACGCGCAUCGUGGUGACCAACACUUGCCCCCUGGGCGACAAGCUGGAGCGCUGCAGCAAGCUGCAGAUUAUCGAUAUCGCUGGCAUCCUCUCGGAGGCCAUCCGUCGUACCCACAAUGGCGAGAGCGUCUCUUACCUCUUCAACUAUGUCCCCCAUUAAGCCACGACCAUGCAUGGCGCAUAAUGGGCCACAACUCGCUCGCGGAGUUGUCCCCCCAUGCUCAAGUCCAAUCAGGCAUCAUAAUGUCUCCUCCACACUUGCUUGUUCCGGUUUUUGUGUUCUGCCCGCCACGCCCGUGUG
This is a messenger RNA of Monosiga brevicollis MX1, 1107 nucleotides long. RefSeq lists its product as uncharacterized. Gene Ontology annotation, molecular function: ribose phosphate diphosphokinase activity; ATP binding; magnesium ion binding. Gene Ontology annotation, biological process: purine nucleotide biosynthetic process; ribonucleoside monophosphate biosynthetic process; 5-phosphoribose 1-diphosphate biosynthetic process. Lineage: Eukaryota; Choanoflagellata; Craspedida; Salpingoecidae. The record is from RefSeq and is a predicted model, not a curated record. Bases 1 to 966 code for a protein of 321 amino acids. Gene Ontology annotation, cellular component: ribose phosphate diphosphokinase complex; cytoplasm. The transcript has 8 exons.